This is a messenger RNA of Stegodyphus dumicola, 1455 nucleotides long. RefSeq lists its product as uncharacterized. NCBI's taxonomy places the organism in Eukaryota, Metazoa, Arthropoda, Arachnida, Araneae, Eresidae. The record is from RefSeq and is a predicted model, not a curated record.
AUGAUGGUGCCACACAACCAAGGCAUUACAGUCAAGGUCCAGAAGAGAGGCUGCCCACAAGGCUCAUCUGCCGGCCCUCUCCUCUGGAACCUUACGUUCAACACAGUCCUCACCCAUGCAUGGCCGCCCUAUGCAAAGAUCACUGCCUACGCGGAUGACGCGGUCAUCAUCAUCCAAGGACGUACGCGAGUUGAGUUAGAAGAAAGAGGUGAAAUUUUCAAUAACCUAUGCACCAAACUCAAACUCACACUCUCCAUCGAUAAAUCCCCAGCACUAAUUAUUCCAAAGCCAGGCACCAACCCAACACGGAAACCCUGUAUCAAGGUACAGCAAACCAAUAUCAAGAUCGUUUCUGAGCUGAAAUACCUCGGGAUUAUCUGGGAUCGAGGCCUGACGUGGAUCUCCCAUCUUCACUACAUACACAGCAAAACAAACGCAAUAGCCAGAAAAGUCAAACUUUUCCAAGGAAUCAGCUGGGGUCAGAAUCCUCACAUCAAUAAAAUCCCGUACACAACCGUCAUAGAACGGAUCUGCUUUUAUGCCGCAACAAUCUGGGCAAAUCCAAUGCAGGGCAGAAAGCAAAAACAGCUACUUACUAUCCAGGGCCCUUUCGCGCUUAUGAUAUGCAAAGGCUUUCGAACCACUACAACAUCUGCAGCACUAACACUAGCCGGCAUCCCUCCCCUUUAUCACAGAGCCACGCAGAAAGCAGCGACCACCAGGAUACUACAACUCAGACAAGAUGCCACCUUUAAUGGACACACCUUUAGCCCCACCUCCUAUGAACACCUAAGGCAUCACAGCAGACAACAUCCAGGUGACAAAGGAAAAGAAGUCAUCAUCAGCGUCCCAAAAACUUCCUCUUCAAAUAUCACAAGCGCUCAUCCUGUCUACUAUACGGACGGCUCUAAGCAGGACGCAGGAGUCAGCAGCGCCUUCCUUUUUACCCACCAUAGUGAAGUCAUCACAAGCUGGAAGGGCCAUCUCCAACCACAUAACAGCAUCUUUCAAGCUGAGGCACUCGCCCUCCCGAAGGCCAUAGCACACGCUGCAUGCUUCAACUACCGCUCACCCAUAACCUGCACUGACAGCCAGUCAACACUACAUGCCAUAAAAAAUCACAGACAUACAUCACCAAUCAUCAAAGACAUUCAAAGUCUACUGCAGCAGCAUCGUUCCAACCCAGCAAGACUCAUAUGGGUGAAGGCCCAUGUGGGCCUUGCUGGCAAUGAAGCUGCAGAUGCCCUAGCCAACGAGGCAGCCACCAACCAUGAGGCCAUAGAAGUGAACCUACCAGCUCCAUCCUCCUACCUCAAGUCACAGCUCACACGAGCAGCCAUUACAGCCUGGCAACGCGACUGGACAGCUGCGACACGGGGCGUCGCGCUCACAUUUUUCUACCAAAAGUCUCAACUAGCCGACUCUGCUCCAUACCGCCGCUUACCAGAUUUAUAA